AUGGACCCCAAACUAGCAAACCAGCAGGCGAGACAAAGAAAAAAGAUAGAAAAGGAUAGGCGAAGAAAGCAGUAUGAUGAUAUCCAGGUCCAGGGAACAAACAAUUCAUCGAUAGUGUCCAAGAGAUCUGUGGAGAUGCUUUACACUUCCAAGUUGGAUCCACAAGCCGGCGAAUGGUUCAAAUUCUUUGUGAAAAAUGCAAAAAGGAGAUCACCGGCUAUUAAUAGAGGGUACUGGAUACGUAUGGAGUCGAUAAAGUCUAUGAUUACGAGAAUCAUCAAAAUGAAUCCUACGAAAGAAAUAUGCAUUGUGAAUCUUGGAUGUGGCUAUGAUCCAUUACCGUUCCAAUUACUCGCCGAAAAGAAACAUAACAACGUCUCGUUUCUUGACUUCGACUAUCCUGAUCUCCUCGAGAGAAAAGUUAGCAUGGUCAAAAAUUCGCCAGAGAUUCUCUCAUUAUUGGGCGAUGAAAUUGAAACCGACAAAUCUCUUGGAGUUCUCUUUUCUAGUGACAAGUACAAGAUAGUUGCCUGUGACUUGAAAGACCAUAAAUUGUAUGCCAAGCAGCUUUCCCUGCUUCUAGACGACAGCAAAGUCGCCAUCUUUGUUGCUGAGGUUUCAUUGGCAUAUAUGAAACCAGAACAUGCCAAUCCUGUAAUAGAGCUUUCGAGCAAAGUACCAAAUUCCCACUUUUUGAUAUUGGAACAGAUCCUUCCCUGUGGUGAAUACCACCUGUUCGCGAAGAAGAUGUUGUAUCAUUUUAGUCAUUUAAGAUCACCAUUACAGUGUGUCCAGACGUACCCUACCAAAGAACAUCAGCUCAGCAGAUUCAAACAGUACUUUCCCUACGCAGAAAUCCAGGAUCUCUUUGAAAAUUGGCUGUAUCUAGUCGACGACGAGAUGAAACGCAAGGUUUCCACCAUUGAACCCUUUGAUGAAUGGGAAGAGUUUAUCGUUUUCUGCCAGCAUUAUGUCGUUGUCCACUCAUCUAAUAUGGACCAAAUGAUAUAUCCACAAAACCCACCACUUCAGACUUUGAAGGAAGACAGUAUCAAGGCAAAAAUGUCUGUUAGAAAAGAUAUUGAACAAAUGCAGCUAAAAUUCUCAGCAUCUUGCAGAUAUGACAAAAACAUUGUGGUAUUUGGUGGUUCAGAACAGACCAGAACCAACAGAUUUUUGGCCGUUUCCGAAACCGGAAUUGACGAACUUGAUGUCAAAGGAAAUAUUCCAGAGGCAAGAAUGUGCCAUACACUCACGCAAGUGAAGGACAUGGCCAUUUUGAUAGGUGGAAGAGGACGGCCUGGAGACUUAUACUCGGACUGCUAUGCUUUCUCAAAUGAUGAAUGGAGAAAAUUAGACAACUUGCAGAGUCCCAGAGCACGACAUUCUUCCGUCAGAAUAAACCUGACACAAGUUCUUGUUUUUGGUGGAGCAGAUAAGAUUGAAAAUGCAUUUGAGAUUCUUGACACUUGUACUGGAAAGGUGCAAAAGUUAAGUAUCGUUGGAGAGCAUAUUAAUUUUUCGAGCAGUGGAAUUGCUUACGAUGAAUCAGAAAAUGUUGGAUAUAUUGUUGGCGGAGUUUCUGAUCAUGAUAUUCCAAACGUGAGGGAUUUCAUCUACCAAUUUGAGCUUGAGAACGAUACAGUCCGUAUCAAGAAAGUUACCCAUAAUGAUGCCUUUAAAAGAAUAGGAUGCCAGCUCCACCUCACACUGAAAACACUAUACAUUAUCGGCGGUGCCAGUACUGUCAAGUGUCUUGGCGAAAAAGACAGUAUCAUCAAGGUAGACCUCACUUCCAAGGAAAUUUAUGAAGUGCCUAUAGAAGAGCAAUUUUGGAAAGAUUACGCUCCAAUGCUUAUAGGAUUCAGUUUGGUGCCCAGCAAGGACAAGCUCACCAUAGUUGGAGGGGGAGCUGUUUGUUAUUCAUUUGGAAGUUGUUACAACCUUAUUACGGAUAUAACGUUUUAG
Messenger RNA from Meyerozyma guilliermondii ATCC 6260, 1968 nucleotides. RefSeq names its product tRNA methyltransferase. The coding region runs from base 1 to 1968 and encodes 655 amino acids. The record is from RefSeq and is a predicted model, not a curated record. Gene Ontology annotation, biological process: wybutosine biosynthetic process; tRNA methylation. NCBI's taxonomy places the organism in Eukaryota, Fungi, Ascomycota, Pichiomycetes, Serinales, Debaryomycetaceae. The transcript has a single exon. Gene Ontology annotation, molecular function: protein binding; tRNA methyltransferase activity.